UGCUGCUGCACUGUCAACGGAGCAGCUGAACUCUGCACGCAGAUGUGUGAGAGCACGGCAGAAAAAAGACUGAUAACAUGUUAACCAAUAGGUCAAAUGAUCACAAAGACCGGAAUCUGAGCAGAUAGGACAAGGACGCUCAAUAGUGAGAAUCUUGAUCAUCUUUGGAGAUGAACAGCUGCCAAAUGUGGGAGAUGAAGAUGUGGGUGUUGAUGGGAAUAGUCUGUCUGUGCCACUGUGUCUUCGGGCAGCUGUUUGACACCAAACUGAAAGGAGCUCCUCGUCUGAUCUGCAGCGUCCCCGGUUCACCGGGCCUGCCUGGCAAACCUGGUCCCAGCGGGCCCCCAGGAGCGGAUGGAAAUGUGGGUAUCCCAGGAAGAGACGGCAGAGAUGGCAGGAAGGGUGAAAAGGGAGAAAAGGGAGACACAGGGUUAAAGGGCCGAGUUGGUCCAACAGGUAGGAUUGGAGUCCGAGGUGAUCGUGGCCCUGCGGGGAAACGAGGCCCUAUGGGAGAGAACGGAGAUAUGGGCCCAAUUGGUCUUCAAGGCCGGGAGGGGGAGAAAGGGGACAAGGGCGAAAGAGGACCAACUGGAACUGCAGGAAUCUGCAAGUGCGGAAGCCUGCUGCCUAAGUCUGCGUUCUCUGUGGGAAUCACCAGUAGCUACCCUACAGAGAACACCCCCAUCAAGUUCAACAAGAUCUUGUUUAAUGAGGGUGGACACUACAACCCACAGACGGGCAAGUUCAUAUGCGCGUACCCAGGCGUAUAUUAUUUCUCCUAUGACAUUACACUGGCCAACAAACACCUGGCUAUUGGUCUGGUGCAGAAUGGCCAGUAUCGCAUCAAAACCUUUGAUGCCAACACAGGGAACCAUGACGUGGCAUCUGGUUCCACUGUGAUGUACCUGAACCCAGAAGAUGAGGUGUGGCUGCAGAUCUUCUUUCAUGACCAGAAUGGUUUAUUUGCAGAUCCAGGCUGGGCUGACAGCUUGUUCUCUGGGUUCCUUCUCUAUGCAGACACAAACUAUUUUGACACACUCGCAGAAGAUUAUGCAUAGCACAUGUGGCUUAGUCAAACUAUAUUUUUAUAUAAAUGUUUGUAUUGCAAAUUAGAUAGUUAGUAUAGAGGCUAAUCUAUGGAUUUGAAAUUAUAUUAUUUAAUAAAGCUUGAAUAUAUUUCUGA
Messenger RNA from Scatophagus argus, 1183 nucleotides. RefSeq names its product complement C1q tumor necrosis factor-related protein 7. Bases 171 to 1058 code for a protein of 295 amino acids. The record is from RefSeq and is a predicted model, not a curated record. The transcript is spliced from 3 exons. Gene Ontology annotation, molecular function: protein binding. Lineage: Eukaryota; Metazoa; Chordata; Actinopteri; Scatophagidae.